AUGAAGUUAUAUGGAACUGUGAUAUUAUGCUUACCAUUUCUAGCGAUGUGCGCCUCUGAGGUUUCUCAACAUGUGGCAGAUACUAUGAGUAAUAGGGCUCAAGCCCCAUACAAGAGAGUUAUGGAGCAUGGAAAAACAUGUGUUGGAAAGGUGUGCAAUCUUUUCGAGAAAGGCAAAAACAUGCUCUAUACUAGAAUCAAGAAUGCCAUGUCUAGUAUUAGAAGCAAGAGCGAAAAGGCCAAAGAGGUUGCUGGGUCUGAGAACAUGCAAGGGUCUGAAGAAGAAGCAUUUGACCUUUCUCCUGAAGAUAUUGAGAAAUUAAUUGAGGAGGUUAAGAAGAAGCUUGCCGGGUAUAUGGAUGUGGCAGAAGAGAAAAAUGAAGAAGAAGAGAAGAAGGAGUUGUGA
Molecule: messenger RNA, 405 nt
Organism: Encephalitozoon romaleae SJ-2008
Lineage: Eukaryota; Fungi; Microsporidia; Unikaryonidae
Exons: 1
Coding region: 1-405 (134 amino acids)
Source: RefSeq, a predicted model, not a curated record